AUGCCGGCCUCCUUUCAAUUGAACGUCGCCAUCAGGUUAUUUUUCUUCUUUUUGUUUAUAACUCUUUUUGUUUUUGCUCUUUGACCACAUGUCUUCUGACGGCGGGGGCAGUGGCGACAAAAAAAAAAUAAACAUGGUUGAUUCAUUGGCUUGACACAUUUGCACAAGGGGUAUCCAGUUAAAAGUUGUCUUUAAAAGCUAUAAUGUCAACGCGACAUGUUAAUCUCACGUUUUUUUUUCUGAAUUUUAACUCCAUGGUCGCAUUUGGAAUGGAUCGAAGUGUUUUAGUCGCUUUUUAGACGAAAAAAUCGGUUAUCUCGAUAUGAAGUUCCUUUUUUCUCGCAAACAUCCUUUAAAGCGGAGCUUAACGAAAUUUCUCUCAAAUUGAAUCGAGCGAAAUUGAAUUCGCGGUUGUUUAGGAUAUCGAAUUUCUGUCGCCUCCAGCCUAGAAAUUAGAUUGUUUUAAAACGAAGAGAAGGGUUUGAGGGUUUUUUCUAGACUUCCUGCUUGAAAAUGGAUAAUUCGUUUUUUCAUUAAAAGUUGGAGCAAUCAAAGUUGGACAGCACUUUUACGGAACUUUUGUGGUUUACAAAAAAAGUUUCACUAUGAUAUCUUUAAUCAGUCGUUUCAUGCUACCAUUUUCCUUUUCCGGCAAUUCUUGAUACUUAUAGGAAAAUCGAGAGGCUUUAUAUAAGGCGCAAAACGGGAUCCUUUAUCAGCCGCUCCUUUUUUGCGCCCGUUUUCGGGACUUUCUCAACUUUAUAUCCCUAUUUCAGAGAGCACUCGAAUGGCGACCAGGUGGCUUUUAAAGUCGACGGUCAGAGAUUCGAAGGAGCGGAAAAGACGCUGAAAUUCUCCGUCGACUCUCAUUAUGACGUCAGGAUUUCGGCACGACCAUCUGUCGACGUACGGUAUGACUUAUUGUGUGGGCUUCUUAGUUAUAGACUCUUCAACAUUUCAAGGUAUAGUCAGAAACAACAUUCUCGCUUUAAGACCCUUCAUUAAGUUUUUCCAAGCUCCUUUCAACAACAAUUUUUUGAGCCGAUCAUCUUUUUCUUACCAGUUUGAUUAGAUUCCUUUUCUGAAGUUUGGUGAGAGAAGUCUUUACAGAGCACUAAACAUUGCCGGAUUUGAUCUGGACCUGAAGAAAGAGUCGGAAAAUGAAACGCUGGCCGUGUGGAACACGUCAGGGAUGGAAGUCUCAAAAAAAGGCACCCGCCAGAAUAUCACCCUCGUUCUUCGAGUUCGUUUACAUUUUAUUUAAAAAUUUAUUCUCUCAAUUAAAAACUUCUUUGAUCGUUUCAAAGAGAAAUCAGAUUAUCUGUAGAAUGCAGAGUCGAAAGUUUUUUUCUUCAUUUCUCAAAAAUUUUUUUAAAUUUGAUCUUUUCGGCUAUUUUAAAGUUUGAUUUGAAAGCCGUCGAAAGAUUUUUUUGCGCCGGACCCGGAACGGCUUGUGCGCAAGAGAAUCGAAAACCAUUGGAACCUUUCGUUUUAAGCACCCAACUGAAUGGUUUAAAAUUAAAAAUGUGGUUUUUUUGCAGAACACUUUAAAAAAAAACAAAACAAAAAACAUAAAUUUUCCCCACGCCUAAAAUUAAAAUCGCUUGUCCCAUAAAUCAACGGAAAAAACAAUAAAACGUAUACGGAAACGCAUGUUCACUGAAACGAAAAUGAGAAUUCAAAAUUGGCGGUUUUCAGACGCCACAGGGGACGCUGACGAAGCAGCUUCAGAGCAAAUUCUACCCCAAGGUGCACUUUUUCUUCGGAAAUAGUUAAAAACAUGUUUUUUCAAGGAAGACAGUCAUGCGGACUGGGGCCACAAAUUGACGACAAUCGAGUGGAAGUGCACCAUGGAACAUGACGUCAUCCACGUGGUCGAGGAAAACUUCCGAUGA
Caenorhabditis auriculariae is the source of this 1895-nucleotide messenger RNA. The record is from the annotation of a GenBank genome assembly. Lineage: Eukaryota; Metazoa; Nematoda; Chromadorea; Rhabditida; Rhabditidae.